GUGGAACCUUCAACAAAUCCUUUCGUUUUGCUAGCUCGGCAGAGCUGCUGGACGUCUAAGUAGACUAGCUCGCAAACUCUUCCUCUGCCGUAUUUGCCGCAAGGGCUCCGUCUAGGCCUUGCAGCGUGCACUGCAACUACAAAAGUUCUCGCACUGAGGUUUAGGCAAACCAACGGAACACAGCAAGACCCUUAAGGACAGGGGAUUCCAUGGCCGACCAUGGAAGUACAUUCUUUGACGACCAGGCCGGCCACUGGGACGACAAACCGUUGCAUCGUGAAAUGGCCUCUAAGGCGGUGGAGCAUCUGUUAGCCAAUGUUCCUAUAACGGAAGGCACGACUCUUCUGGAAGUUGGUAGCGGAACCGGACUUUGCUCCGAGAUGCUCGCAGCUAAAGGCAUCAAGGUUGUUGGUGUAGACACCUCCAUCGGCAUGGUGAAUGCGUUCAACGCCAAGGCGGAGAAGCUAGGUCUGGUUGACAAAAUGAAGUCCGUUCAGAUCCUGCUUACUUCGGACAAGACCCCUCAGCAGCAGCUUGGAGACCUGCUACCAGCAGCAGGUUUCGAUGUCGCCUUCUCCCACCUCACGUUCCACCAUGUUCCGAGCAUCAAAGAGACUCUUCUAGCCGUAAUGAGCUGCCUCAAGGAGCACUCCGGUGUCGUCGCCAUCUCAGACUUUGAAGCAGAGCUCCAUGCGCCAGAAUUCCACCCCUCCAACAUCCAUGGGGAGGUGCAGAGGCAUGGGCUGGUCGUGGAUGACCUGGCAAGGGACAUGGAGGCAGUGGGCCUGCAGCAAGUGAAGGUGCUGCGGCCGUUCAAGAUUGACAAGGACGUGGAGUCUGGCGGGUCUAGGAAGUUCCAGUUCAUCCUCAGCCUGGGAACGCGCCCCUGAGAAUAAGAUGCUGUACAGUUGACUUAUUGACCUGAGAUUGAGGUGUGGGUUGUUUACUGACUUCAUAUAUUUUUGGCAGGGUUUUGCUGCUGCAGGGAUCAGUACAUACCAUAAACAUUAGUGCAAUGU
Closterium sp. NIES-67 is the source of this 1019-nucleotide messenger RNA. NCBI's taxonomy places the organism in Eukaryota, Viridiplantae, Streptophyta, Zygnematophyceae, Desmidiales, Closteriaceae. The record is from the annotation of a GenBank genome assembly.